CUCUCUCUUUUCUUGCAGUCACCCACCCUCCCUCUCUCUCAUAACCUAUCCGGCCACUUUACUGCUUAUGUAUUUACAGGAUUUUUCUUUAUUUAACCGUGACAGUCUUUCUAACGCUUUUUAUCCAGUUCGCCGGAUAUUGGACAGCAUGUAUUUGUUUAGUCUCUUUCGGUUUUGAAUGAUUCUUUGUAAAGCGAGAGGAAAACACUGCUCGCGAUCAGCCGCCGCCGCUGUUGUGAUGGAGAGGCGGUGCGUGUCAGAGCGUGGCGGCUGACGGCCUGCAAGCCUCGGACUGGAUUUACAGCUGUGAACGAGCGAGUGAACACCAACAACGGCAUUGCCAAGACAACCCAGCGCAUAAAGAGACGUUUCAAAACAAGCAGCUCAGAUCAAGGUCUGAAUUAUGAUGGACAUUUACAAGGGGCCCUAACAUCAAUUCUAGGAGAAGAAGAGGUUUGCACAUUUUUCUGAAUUGAAAACCGUGAGGACGACAAAUCAUGCCUCCAAGACCCUCCUCAGGAGAACUAUGGGGCAUCCAUUUGAUGCCCCCCAGAAUUCAGGUGGACUGUCUGCUUCCCAAUGGCAUGAUCCUAACACUAGAGUGCCUCCGAGAGGCCACCCUUAUCACUAUCAAGCAUGAACUUUUUAAGGAGGCUAGGAAGUAUCCCCUCCAUCACCUGCUGCAGGAGGAGACCUCCUAUAUUUUCGUCAGUGUAACGCAAGAGGCGGAGCGUGAGGAGUUUUACGAUGAGACAAAGAGACUUUGUGACCUCCGGCUGUUCCAGCCGUUCCUGAAGGUCAUCGAACCUGUAGGGAACAGAGAGGAAAAAAUCCUCAAUCGAGAAAUUGGUUUUGCCAUCGGUAUGCCGGUUUGCGAGUUUGAUCUAGUGAAGGAUCCCGAAGUCCAAGACUUCAGGAGAAAUAUUCUCAACGUCUGCAAAGAUUCAGUCGAACUGCGAGAUGCGAAUGGAGCACAAAGUCGGGCACUAUACGUUUAUCCUCCCAACGUGGAGUCUUCACCAGAGCUUCCAAAGCACAUAUAUAGCAAAUUAGACAAAGGUCAAAUCAUUGUGGUUAUCUGGGUGAUCGUCUCUCCCAACAACGACAAGCAAAAGUACACGCUCAAGAUCAAUCACGACUGCGUACCCGAGCAGGUGAUCGCCGAAGCCAUCAGGAAGAAAACGAGAAGCAUGCUGUUGUCGGCCGAGCAGCUGAAGAUGUGCGUGCAGGAAUAUCAGGGCAAGUACAUCCUCAAAGUCUGCGGGUGCGAUGAGUACCUUCUGGAGAAGUACCCCAUCAGCCAGUACAAGUAUGUGCGCAGUUGCAUUAUGCUGGGUCGAAUGCCAAAUCUCAUGCUAAUGUCCAAGGACAGUCUUUACACCCAGCUGCCCAUGGACAACUACACCCUCCUCAUGCCCUCAUACGCCCGGCGCAUCUCCACCGCAACGCCUUACAUGAACGGAGAAGCUUCAACCAAAUCCCUCUGGACCAUCAACAGCACUCUGAGGAUACGCAUCCUCUGCGCCACAUACGUCAAUGUGAACAUUCGGGAUAUUGACAAGAUUUAUGUGCGGACAGGGAUCUACCAUGGAGGAGAACAGCUAUGCGAUAACGUAAACACGCAACGUGUCCCAUGUUCUAACCCGAGGUGGAACGAGUGGCUGACCUAUGAUAUGUACAUUCCUGAUAUUCCUCGGGCAGCUCGGCUCUGUCUCUCCAUCUGUUCUGUGAAAGGAAGGAAGGGAGCAAAAGAGGAGCACUGUCCACUGGCCUGGGGAAACGUCAACCUGUUCGACUACACACACACGCUGGUCUCAGGAAAGAUGGCACUGAACCUGUGGCCUGUCCCACACGGCCUAGAAGACCUCCUCAAUCCCAUCGGGGUCACGGGCUCCAACCCUAACAAGGAAACCCCAUGUCUAGAGCUGGAGUUUGACCAUUUCAGCUCUCCUGUUAAGUACCCUGACAUGACCACAAUUGAAGAUCACGCUAACUGGAUAAUUUCCAGAGAGAUGGGAUACAAUUACUGUCAGUCUGGACAGAGCAGUAGGCUGGCGCGAGACCACGCCAUGACGGAGGUAGACAUAGAGCAACUUCGGCAGCUGAGCAACAGGGACCCACUUUCUGAAAUCACUGAGCAGGAAAAAGACUUCCUAUGGAGGCACAGGCAGUAUUGUGUAAAUAUACCAGAAAUCCUGCCGAAGAUUCUGCUGGCGGUGAAGUGGAAUUCUAGAGAUGAAGUUGCACAGAUGUUUUGCCUUCUUAAAGACUGGCCAGCGAUAAAGCCAGAGCAAGCCAUGGAGUUACUCGACUGUAACUAUCCCGAUCCAAUGAUCCGAGACUUUGCAGUCCGGUGCCUUGAGAAGUAUCUGACUGAUGAUAAACUCUCUCAGUACCUCAUUCAGCUGGUUCAGGUUUUGAAGUAUGAGCAGUAUCUUGAUAACCCCCUGGUACGAUUUCUGCUGAAAAAAGCUCUUACCAACCAGAGGAUUGGACACUUCUUCUUUUGGCAUUUAAAGUCGGAGAUGCACAAUAAAACUGUGAGUCAGCGGUUUGGUCUGCUGCUGGAGUCGUACUGUCGGGCGUGUGGCAUGUACCUGAAGCACCUGAGCAGACAAGUGGAAGCCAUGGAGAAGCUGAUCAACCUCACAGACAUCCUCAAGCAGGAAAAGAAGGAUGAAACCCAAAAGGUGCAAAUGAAGUUCCUGGUAGAGCAAAUGAGGAGACCGGACUUUAUGGAUGCCCUCCAAAAUUUCACCUCUCCGCUCAACCCCGCCCACCAGCUCGGUAACCUACGACUUGAAGAUUGCAGGAUCAUGUCCUCGGCCAAAAGACCUCUGUGGCUGAACUGGGAAAACCCUGACAUAAUGUCCGAACUACUCUUCCAGAACAAUGAGAUCAUUUUCAAGAACGGAGAUGACCUACGUCAGGACAUGCUGACAUUACAGAUCAUUAGGAUAAUGGAAAACAUUUGGCAAAAUCAAGGGCUGGACCUGAGAAUGCUUCCCUAUGGUUGCCUCUCUAUUGGAGACUGUGUGGGUCUUAUAGAGGUGGUGAGGAGUUCCCAUACCAUCAUGCAGAUUCAGUGUAAAGGAGGUUUAAAGGGAGCAUUGCAGUUUAACAGCUCGACGCUGCAUCAGUGGCUAAAAGACAAGAACAAGGGCGAGAUGUACGACUUGGCUAUCGACUUGUUUACACGAUCAUGUGCUGGCUAUUGUGUGGCCACCUUCAUUCUGGGGAUUGGUGAUCGACACAAUAGCAACAUCAUGGUGAAGGACGACGGGCAGCUGUUUCAUAUAGAUUUCGGUCACUUUUUGGAUCACAAGAAGAAGAAGUUUGGCUACAAACGAGAGCGUGUGCCCUUCGUUUUAACUCAAGACUUCUUAAUCGUGAUCAGCAAAGGAACCCAAGAAUGCACUAAAACCAGAGAGUUUGAGAGGUUUCAGGAGAUGUGCUACAAGGCCUAUUUAGCUAUCAGGCAGCACGCCAACCUGUUCAUAAACCUUUUCUCCAUGAUGCUGGGCUCAGGCAUGCCAGAGCUGCAGUCUUUUGACGACAUCGCUUACAUCCGGAAGACCCUGGCACUGGACAAAACCGAGCAGGAGGCCCUGGACUAUUUCAUGAAGCAGAUGAAUGACGCUCACCAUGGCGGAUGGACCACUAAGAUGGACUGGAUCUUCCAUACCAUCCGACACCAUGCCCAAAACUGAGCUGAAACGGAUCCCAGCCCACUGGUGGAACUUUGGUUCGGAUAACGGGCAGAAACGAGACCUUCUUUUUAGGACAUCCUGCCCCGUUUAUGCCAUAUAGGGCAUCAUGGCACUCAAACCUCAUGUACAAAUGAACGUCAGAGCACUAAAACAACCUUGAAGGACAUUUUUUUUGUCCUGGUCUUUAGGUUUUCCUUUUGCCCGACAUUGUACAUUAUAGUCUGUCGUUUUAUCCCACUGCCCCCCCUUGCUGCUCUUUUCCUGAAGUUAAUUCUUAUUAUUAAUAUUAUAAAUUAUAUUUUGUUCUGAGGCAAAACAAACCUUGUUCGAGACUCUUCAGGAGCUUUUGCGGGGGUGUCCAUGUCUUCCUGUUUAAAACUACAAAUGCCUUUUAAUAUGCACGGAACCUCUGAGAACACUCAUAAGAAGAAAAAAAAACAGGGUAUGAAACUUUCUGGUCUGCUACCUGGCCUUUCUUUUCGAAACCAACGCUAAUCCCCUGAAAGGCAGUGCGAGGCAUAGCAUUAAGAGACCGAUGGUGCUGAUUUUGUCCUGAUGUUGAGUUGUGCUCCUGUCCUUUGAGUUCACUAGACUGCACGGGCCUUUUAUAAUAGAUGAAUAAUUAGGUUUUGUUCUCAUUUCUUCCUCGUAUGCACAAGCGAGCUAACACGAUAGCCUAAAUACUUUCGUUUGCACUGGACUUAACAACUUUUCAUACUUUUCAUUUUCGAUUUGUUAUGCAUUUCUACGUUUUUGUUCUUAGCACUACAUAUUCUUCAGAACCGUUUUUGUCUUUAUAAUAAAGUUGUGUUUUUUAAACACAUAACAUACUACACCCAUGUAUUACAAUAAUGCAUUAAUGCAUCCCAGUUUUUACUGGAAACAAACUUUUGACCCUACGUUGCUAUCGCCAUGCUUUAUCAGUUGAGCAGAAACACUAUACUAAGUACAUGCGUUUACUUUGUGUCAGUACAGGGUUAUUUCAAUAUUAACCCUUUAAUUUGGUUUUCUGACUCCAGAGUACUUAUCUGUAGCGUCUCUCCGUGUUUUCCAAGUCGUCCGGUGUGCUUCUAGUAAUGAUCGUCCUUCUAUACUCCUUGAUGGAGUACAGAUGAAGCCUUAAUACACUUGCAUAGUAUAAAUAAAUAUAUUCAUAUCGUCCAUGUGUCCUUGCAUGCAGUUUUGUAAAAACAAAAACUGGUUUAUCCCUUGCGUUCAGAGCAAUUUCCCCACUACACUAAAGCUGAAUUUUCCGUCUAUGUUGAAACUUUUACUGAUGCAGGUCCGUGGUCGUUGUUUGUGCAAAAGAAAGCAUUAUGACAGGUGGUGCGACGUUGUUACUCGGUAUAUAGAAAGUUUCUAUAGACGAAAUGGAUGUUUUGGACGGUAAAAUGAGUGGAUGACAAUGGUAAAUAGUUUACCAGUGACACUACACCACCACAGUACAGUAUAACUAACUACAUAUACAUUAUAUACAUACAUGCGUAUUUAUGUGUACAUAUACACAGUGGACAAUGUACAGUGAAUGUUUUAAAGUGGGGGUGGUCUUUGAUGUUUAAUCAGACACAUGUCUGAUGUGGAAAAGUUCCUCUAUUGUCUUGCACAAAUCGAAUAUAUGAUAUUGAUAUGGAGAAACUGAUAGAAAGCUAGUUUGUGCGCCCUCUUGAGUCGGGUUAAGUGCCUUGCUUGGGGCUGUAGGAGCCAAUUCACUCCCCUUGUCUGACAGUUUACCAGCUUUCCGAAUCAUGGUGACCUUCAUGACUUCUGCAAUUUAAACCACUGAGCUACAGAUGGAAAUGAAAAAGUCCCAGACAGGUCAUAUCCACAAAAAAUUAAACCCAGAGGUAUCUGCAUUACCUUAUGUGUUGGGCACAGAUCCCCAUAUUCUCCCCAUAUUAGUCACGAGUGACUAAUCUAAACCCCUGUUGAUGGACAUCUGUAUUUCUGCAUUACUUCGAAGCUGUGAAAAUGUAAAUUUUAGGUGCAAUCAUGCUAUUUAAAUGGAUAUAUAGCUAUUGGCACGUUACCCUUGAACACUAUUUCUUUUCUUCCCACACCACUCUUUGUUUUUUUUUUGUGUUGUGACUUACAGCGUCCUGAUCAUACCUGCAUAACCACCUGAAAUGGUCAGUCAGUGCUUUUAAUCCCCAUUUGUUAUGAAGACCUAAUUUAUGCAUGUUGGAAAAGCUGAAGGAAACAGUGGUUUACGCAUACAAUCUAUAGUUUCUAUAAGUCUGCUAAAAUAAUGGACAUCUAACAAUGCAAAUCAUAAUGAGAAGCAAUUCGUUUUUUUUACUGUUUCAGAUCUAGUGUGGAUCUGAGUAUUUCACACAUAUGCAUUAAUUUGCUAUACUGUACAUGAGGAUAGCUUUUUUGUAAACAUUGUUGCAAUUCUUAUAUGCAGUAAACAUGUGACCAGAUACACUUGGUCUCGGACUGUAUAUGCAGGUGGUUCUUGCAGUAUUUCUUUUCUGUACUUUUUAUCUUUGCCUUCACUUCAGACGUACGCUCAAGUCUCCCGCAUGUGUUUUUAAGCAGAAUAAUACAAUGUGCUCCUUUACGGCCUAAAGCGGAGAUCAGCUACAUUAGAAAUUAGUCAUUGGAAGCAGCCUUACAUUAGUUCUCCUAAAGCCAUUUAAUGCAUGGUUCUGUUCGAUUACUUGUGUCUUCUUGUCUGUACAGGUUACAGAUCAUGGGCUGGACCCGCUAAAUAGCCCAAACGUCUAAUGUGAUCAAUAGCUUUCGAAUUAGUUUUUUUUUUUAAUCAUUUAAUGACUCGCAAGCAGAAAUACUGAGAUGCAUAUAAAAUACUGAGUCUUUUGUAUGACAAUGUUUAGGAAGUUUCAGUUGUACUUGAAUAUCAUUGCUUUGAACCGUCUUUGUGUGUCAACAACAAAGCCGUCAAUGUUACAUAGCACUGAAGGUUCACUUGCAUUGGCAAUUUUAUACCGAUUGUGAAUGUCUAAAUGGUUUGGGGAGGACUCCCUUGCUUCAAAUAGGAACUUUACUACGCCAAUAUAAAGAGAGAAAAAAGACCAUUUGAAUUCAAAGGAAAAUUUAUUUGCUACGAUGUGAAGAAGGAAAAUAUAAAAUAUUUUUUCUAACGGAAGGUCAAAUGGAGAUUUCUGUGCUAUUCUGAAAUGGUUACGUUUCUCUCUCAGUAUUGCUGUUGCGUUGUACUCAUUUUCUUAUUGAAUUAUGAUGUCAUAAUAAUUUUCUUUAUCAAUAUUAUGAAAUUAUAUAUAGCGGGCCAAAUACUUUUCUUUACCUCCUUCCUUGCAUGAGAUAAAAAAAUGAAAAGGAAUAAAGAAGAGUUGCCCUAGUAUUUUUCUUGAUCAUUUGUAAAUGUAAGGCAUCUUUGGCCCGCACUCGGUCGAAACCAUCUGUAAACAGCCAUCAGUUACAAAGCCUCAUGCUCAUUUUUCUAUUUGGUUUCAUUGUGCACCUCAGUUCAAAAGUAGCUUUGUAUUCAGUCUGUCGUCAAUAUUUUGAGUGUUAUGUGACUAUGUACAAAUAAACGUAUUUAAGAAAAAAAUCUUA
Molecule: messenger RNA, 7250 nt
Organism: Paramisgurnus dabryanus
Lineage: Eukaryota; Metazoa; Chordata; Actinopteri; Cypriniformes; Cobitidae
Gene: pik3ca
Product: phosphatidylinositol-4,5-bisphosphate 3-kinase, catalytic subunit alpha
Biological process (GO): phosphatidylinositol-3-phosphate biosynthetic process; phosphatidylinositol 3-kinase/protein kinase B signal transduction; cell migration
Cellular component (GO): plasma membrane; cytoplasm; phosphatidylinositol 3-kinase complex, class IA
Molecular function (GO): 1-phosphatidylinositol-3-kinase activity; 1-phosphatidylinositol-4-phosphate 3-kinase activity
Source: RefSeq, a predicted model, not a curated record